AGUUCCUUUGCUAAAGUGUGAAAGUAAUGUUCUUUGAGUAACAUGCUAAGCAAGCGGAACCAUAGUCACUCCGCCUCUUGUUUCCUCCCGGUAUAGGACUGAGGGUCCAACCCGGAAGAGUUGCUUUCCAGGCUGAAACGCACGGCUAUCCCCAUGGCUUUGGAAGGGAGAACGCUAAAUUUUAACGUGGGUGUCUUGGGCCAUAUUGACAGCGGGAAGACAUCGCUGGCCAAAGCCCUGAGCACCACUGCUUCUACCGCUGCUUUCGACAAAAACCCGCAGAGUAAGGAGAGAGGGAUCACUCUGGAUCUCGGCUUCUCUUCCUUUUCUGUGCCAAUACCGGAGCACCUCGCCGGGACCGGCUACCAGCGGCUGCAGUUUACCCUGGUGGAUUGUCCUGGCCAUGCUUCCCUCAUCAGAACUAUUAUCGGAGGUGCCCAGAUCAUUGACUUAAUGAUGCUGGUGAUAGACGUGACAAAAGGAAUGCAGACACAGUCUGCUGAAUGCCUUGUCAUUGGGCAGAUUGCCUGCAACAAGAUGGUGGUUGUCCUGAAUAAGAUCGACUUACUCGCAGAGAAUAAGAGGCAGGCAGCCAUAGAUAAAAUGACUAAGAAAAUGCAGAAGACUUUGGAGAACACUAAGUUUCAUGGGUCUCCUAUUAUCUCGGUGGCUGCAAAGCCUGGGGGUCCAGAAGCCCCGGAGUCUGUAACUGGCCUGGGCGUCUCUGAUCUGAUAGAGCUAUUGAUGUCUCAUACCUACCUGCCUCAAAGAGACCCCCAGGGCCCCUUCCUCAUGGCUGUUGACCACUGUUUCUCCAUCAAGGGUCAGGGUACGGUGAUGACCGGCACAAUACUCUCAGGAUCCAUCAGCCUUAAUGACAACGUAGAGAUACCAGCGUUAAAGGUUACCAAAAAGGUGAAGAGCAUGCAGAUGUUCCACAAGCCGGUCAGCCAGGCAGUACAGGGAGAUCGUCUGGGUAUUUGUGUGACUCAGUUUGACCCUAAGCUGCUGGAAAGAGGACUUGUAUGUACUCCAGAGUCUUUGCACACUAUUCAUGCAGCUAUAAUAUCUGUAAAUAAAAUACCAUACUACAAAGGAUCCCUACAAACCAAGGCCAAGUUUCACAUAACUGUCAGCCAUGAAACAGUCAUGGCAAAAGUGACUUUCUUUAGCCUCCCCCCUGCCAGUUUCAAUGAAGAAUUGCCAGCGAAUGUGUUUGAUUUCGGGAAGGAGUAUCUGUACCAGGAUGGCUACAUUUCCAAAGACUCCAAGAACUCAGAGCAGAACAAAGUGGACAACCACCAAGGAGAAGAAGCCAUACCCAAGCAGCAGUGGGCCCUCUUAGAAUUUGAAAAACCCGUGACGUGCCCCAAGUUGUGUCUUGUUAUUGGCUCCAAGUUAGACACCGACAUCCAUUCCAACACCUGUAGACUUGCCUUUCAUGGUGUCUUGAUAGAAGGUGUAGAAGAUAAAAAUUAUUCCGAGAGCUUCCUGCCCAAUCUCAAAGUCUAUAAAUUAAAGCACAAGGAAGGGCAGGUAGAACGGGUCAAUGACGAUUACUGUAUCAUCGGCCGUUCCUUGUUCAAGAAGGAGACCAACAUCCAACUGUUCGUGGGGCUGAAGGUGAAACUCUCUACAGGAGAGGACGGUGUCAUUGAAGGAAGCUUUGGACAAAGCGGUAAAUUUAAAAUACGAAUACCAAAUGGCCUGCAGCCAGAAACAAAGAAGAUGCUGACGGCCUCCAGCAAGAAGCGGCUGAAAGGAAAAGGGGAUGCGGAUCCAGCUAAGGAAGAGGAGGUCCGGCAGGAUAACCAGCCCAUACUCAUCACCCUGUGGUUCAAACGAUACAUGUUUGACCCCCAGAAAAAAAUGAUUCAGUCUUGAUUGACACUGUGCUGGAGGGUCUCUGCAAUCCCCCUAGGGGCGGAGCCAUAGCAUGAGGUGCCUUGCAGCUUGGUCACAUGGCCACGGCAUUGUAAUUCUGUUUAUAAGUGAAAUUCUUUUCUCAAUGAUUACUGAUGUACAGCAUGAGGUUAGCUGGUUUACCUUUUAAAGAUUUACUGUUUCUUUAAUAAAGAAACAAAAAAAAAAUAA
Messenger RNA from Xenopus tropicalis (tropical clawed frog), 2094 nucleotides. It is a transcript of the gene eefsec, whose product is annotated as eukaryotic elongation factor, selenocysteine-tRNA-specific. Gene Ontology annotation, cellular component: nucleus; cytoplasm. Gene Ontology annotation, molecular function: GTPase activity; GTP binding. The record is from RefSeq and is a predicted model, not a curated record. The transcript has 7 exons. The coding region runs from base 154 to 1884 and encodes 576 amino acids. Gene Ontology annotation, biological process: selenocysteine incorporation. NCBI's taxonomy places the organism in Eukaryota, Metazoa, Chordata, Amphibia, Anura, Pipidae.